AAUGUAACAGAAUGAUAGAAAGUGCAGCACAGUUAAGGACUAGGUGGGAAGACUGGAAGAAAUGGGGGCAGAAGUUUGAGAAAUGAAUUGGUGUAAUGCUCCAGAUUUACCAGAGAUGCUGGUUAGUAUUCAAAAAAGCUUCAAGCAAAGGGCCAAAGAGGCUGGAGAAAUUCUCAGAUGAACGAGCUGCUUACUUUAGAUGCUAUCACAAGGUCACAGAGCUCAAUAAUGUGAAGAAUAUUUCACGAAUGCCAAAAACCACAAAGAAGCAUGCUGUCGGGAUUUAUUUUAAUGAUGACACCUCCAAAACCUUUGCUUGUGAGUCAGAUUUUCUGGGCAUUUAUACAGAACUUGAGGCAGAUGAGUGGUGCAAGGUACUGCAGAUGGAGUGUCUUGGAACACGGAUUAAUGACAUUAGCCUUGGAGAGCCUGACUUGUUGGCAUCAGGAGUGGAGAGGGAGCAGAGUGAGAGAUUCAAUGUGUAUUUGAUGCCAUCCCCUAAUUUAGAUGUGCAUGGGGAAUGUACCUUGCAGAUAACAUUUGAGAAUAUCUGUCUUUGGGACAUCCAGAAUCCCAGACUAAAACUCAUCUCUUGGCCAUUAAGUGCCCUCCGACGCUACGGGCGGGACCCAUCUUGGUUCACGUUUGAAGCAGGGAGAAUGUGCGACACAGGAGAAGGACUAUUCAUCUUUCAGACACGAGAUGGAGAAGCAAUCUAUCAGAAGGUUCACUCGGCUGCUCUCGCCAUAGCAGAACAACAUGAGCGCCUGUUACAGAGUGUGAAAAAUUCAAUGCUGCUUGAGUUAAAACUCCCCUCAGGGGAAGCAGUGCUAGCACAGGACCAGGGGAGCAUAAAGCUUCAGAUGAAGAUGAGCGAGCGAGCCGUGUCCCUCAGCACCAUGGUGCCCUUGCCCCGCAGUGCCUACUGGCAGCACAUCACGCGACAGCACAGCACUGGCCAGCUCUAUGGCCUGCAAGAUGUUUCUAGCCCAGCAAAGCUUCAUCGGACGGACACUUUUCCAACGUACAGAUCAGACCAUCGAUAAAGGACUGUAAAAACUUUACAAACUCUGUCUUCUGACAAACUGCCCCAAUGGAUGACACCGAUGACAAGCAAGGAUAGAAAUGCUGAAAAGUUCCAAGUUGGAUGAAAAAUUCUUGCAGUACAAAUUUAUUUUUUUUUCAAACUUUGUCAAAAGUUAAAAUGAUUCUGUAGAUAGUGAGGAGGAGAACACAACCAUCAGGCCCUCCAGUGUUUCUUUUGUAUCUUACAGCUGGACAGAGAAGUCACUCCCUAAAUAUUUCCAAAUGUUUUUUGUAUAAGUAUGUUGUAAAUAUGAGACUCUCCUGUUGUGGUGUGGUUUCAUUUUGUCUGUUACGGCUGUUGGUUCCCUGAUGUCAGCUGUCAACUUUGUCUGUUGUAAUGCUUAUCUUCAGUUAUUAACAUUACAGUUCAGCAUAACCCCUGACCUUUGAAAUAGUGGCCAG
Molecule: messenger RNA, 1488 nt
Organism: Cygnus atratus (black swan)
Lineage: Eukaryota; Metazoa; Chordata; Aves; Anseriformes; Anatidae
Gene: DOK5
Product: docking protein 5
Exons: 9
Coding region: 96-1046 (316 amino acids)
Biological process (GO): positive regulation of MAPK cascade; cell surface receptor protein tyrosine kinase signaling pathway
Cellular component (GO): cytoplasm
Source: RefSeq, a predicted model, not a curated record